AUGGCGCGCAAGGAAUCUUCCUCUUCCUCCGAGAUGAGGUACACCUGUGAUCAGCCAGGCUGCACAAAGAGCUACUCGCGUCCCGAUCAUCUGCUUCGACACAAGCUCAACCACGACCAGGCGCGCGUCUUGAGUUGCAACCAGUGCGAUCGCACCUUCGUUCGCCAGGAUCUGCUCGUACGCCACCUCGAGAGGCACGCUCUUCGUGGCAAGACGCUUGGAAGAUGGUCCAAUCGCAACAAGGACGGCGAUGACGACGACGCAGACGACACGCCCGCCACUUCCACUUCGCCAACCAAGCACACUUCCACCUCCAACAAGCGACGCAAGUCCGCCGCUGCUUCCACAUCCGGUCGCCAGUCGGAAGCGCAUCAGCAGGAAGACUCAGACCAAGACGACGACCAGCACGACUUUGUCCAAGACGGUCUCGAUCAUCGUCUCAACCAAUCACGCGAUUUUGCAGCUCAGCCAUCCGACUUUGCUCAAACACAGCAUGGCGCGUCUUCUUCAUGGCCCGAUCCAGCCGGUCCACCAUAUGCCCCCUCGCGUCCGUCAGCAGCAGCAGCAGCAGUCUAUGGCUCAGCCACCACCUGGCCGCAUCAUCCUCCCAUGUCGCCGCCGUCUUCACGGCCUAUGCGCAACUACCCCGCCGAUUCUUCGUCUCACCGCUCGGCUUCAUCCAAUUCGCGCAAUGAUGCUAGGCCAUCCAUACCUGCGUUCGAUCCUCGGUCCACUUCCGCCUCCGGCGCUCAUGCAGCAACAUACCCUCCCGCAUCCUACCGGAACGAACCUAUCUGGGCAGGUGCAUCGUCACACCCCGACUUGCGAUCCAACGCCGUUGCCAGCAACGAUGCAGCUGCCGCCGCUGCGGCUUCUGCUCAAACUGACAGUCCCUUCCGUUGGAUGCCCGGCGAUCCCAUCUCUAAUGAUCCGACCGCGGGAAGUUAUGCGCCGCCUCCUUCAGCCUCGUAUAUGGCUGCCUGGAAUGAAACCUCUCAGGAUACGACGAGGCAAGACGUGCCCAUGCCCUUGGCGGAAAUCGACACCACCGCUGCGGCUGCUGCUCCUGCCCCUAGACCGCCCUCGGCCUUCCAGCCUCCGAAUCAAGACAUCUUUCCCUUUGCACCGCCCGUCGUCGAUCACACAGCCGACUUUGGCUGGCUCUUUGAUGGCGUCGAUCCCUUUGGCGGCUCCAAUUGGGGUGGAAGUAUGAGUCGCGCACCCACCGCCAGCAGCAACGCGCGCGGUCCACACUCCCAAACCUCCGGCUUCUCCCCGAGCAGCUCAGAUGGCAUGGGAGGCUUCCUCGGCAACGUGCACGGCUCCCAGAAUGGUGGUCCAGCCAGUGGCGCGCCAGCGGAUGCUCACAGCUUUGGUCGUGGCAUGAGCUCUGAUGGUAUCCUAAUGUCAGGCAGCGAAGUGGAAACGCCCAAUGCCCUCGAGGACCUUGCUUACUUUGCAACCCUCCAGGCUGACAUUCCCAGUCGAGUCACCUACCAUCUCGAUCCCGUCGCUCACCACCGGCUCCUCAUCUUCCUCCAAUCCGUCAGCGAGCUGCCCAAUUCACCGCUGUUCACACCUUCGGCAUUGAGGUGCUACAUCUACCUGUUCUUUGUCAAGUUCAAUCGGCUUUAUCCGCUCAUUCAUGAGCCCACCUUUGCAGCCAGCACCACGGAUCCCAUGCUCUUGAGUGCCAUUGUCGUCAUCGGCGCUCACUUUGCUGGUCUCCCCGCUCACGAGCUGGCAGUACGCAUCUCUCAAAAGAUCUGGGGUGCCGUCGUCAGUCUCGAAGAUUUCCGUCCAGCACGCGCAACGCUCCCAAUGCUACAGGCGCUCGUCCUCACCGAAACCUUUGGCAAAAUGAUGAGCACUCGACCGCAACACGAGAUGGCCCACCUCUUCCAUAACUUUAUUGUAACACUUGCUCGCAGGAACGCCGUCUUCAACGCCACCACCCCUGGACACAUCCGCUUUGACGACUCGGAAGAGUCGUGGCGCAGCUGGGCGAGGGAGGAGGAAAAGAAACGCAUCGCUCUCUUCGAGUUUAUGCUGGAUGCUCAACACGCCACCAUCUUCCGACACAUUCCCUCGCUUUCUGCCUUCCAGAUCCAGCUUCAUCUCCCUUGCAGCGACGACGAAUGGAACAAGACGACACCCGAGGCUUGGUACCGCCUGCGGAAGCGCACAGGUUACAAGCCGCCCGGUCCGUUCAUCCCUGCGCUCAAAGCCUGCCUCAGUCCUGCCAAGACGCCCCAGGAGCUCGACGCAUUCCCACGCUUUGUACUGCUACACGGUCUUAUGAGCAUCGCCUACGACCUGCAGUGGAAGCAGAAUGUCUUGUUGGGCGCAGAAGUCUCGCCUGGGGGUAGCAAAGGAGGGGACAGCGGGAUCGGCAACUGGAAGGAUCGCUUGUCGGCCGCAUACUCUUCGCUACAGGCUCGCAUGGACAUAGCAUACAUCAAGGCCGACGAGGAGUCCAGCACGCGUUUGAUUCAUCGAGCCACGCCAAGUCUGGUCACGGCAGCUCAAAUUGCCUUGUUCGCCGACAUCGUCGAUAUCCAAAUUUAUGCUGGGCUACCCUCCGUGCUUGGUCGCUUCAUCGAUCGGGCCACUUUCAAUGCCUCACGUCGGUCUGUCAAGGAGUGGGCGCGUACAUCUGAUGGACGUACGGCCGUGUGGUACGCAGUUAACUUCCUGCGCACCUCGUUGCUCGGCACAGGCACCGAGUCGUACGGCACCAUCCAGACUUUUAGGAGCGGACCUGUCUGUGCUUCAGCAGCAGCAGAGGAUGGGCGAGGUCUGGAUCCAACGCUACCUUAUCCCGUACUGCGCGAUAGAGAAGCAAGCACCAACAUGAUGGGAAAUGCGUCGGCUGCACGAAAGGCUUCGGACAGGGAGACGGGUCUGGAUGAGGUCUUGCACCAUCGCUGGUGCCAGUAUCUGUGUGCGCUUGUCAUCUGGGCGUAUGGGCAUGCGCUGACCGUUCCUCGCGGCGGAGCAGCCGGCGGUGGCGACGUUGACCAAACAGCCGCAGCUGGAGGAGCAACUGACUCGGCUCCUGGGACCAGGCCCGGAUCCGCACAUCGCAACGGAGGCACGAGCUUCAACUCGUCGAUCACCAACUCGCCUGGCGCUCUGCAAGCGCAGAUCUCGGCAGAGCGCACGCAGAUCGGAAGCGCAGACUUUGUUGCCAACGACGUUCCUCCCCAGCGCCCGACGGCUCCGUCGUCACUCAAACCCGAAGGCAUUGAAUUCUUGGAACGCAUGUCGACCAAAACAGCGGACGACAUUGCGCACGUCGAGUGCAAGUACUAUACGCGCGCGGUGCUCGAGAUGGUCGAGAGGGAAGUCCGGGCUUCGCGCUGGGAGCUUGGUCGCGAGGCGUCUGGCGUACUGCGCAAGCUCGUCUCGAACCACUCGUUGCCCGUAUGGGAUCGUUCGAGUACUGCCUCCACCGCCGCCGCCACCAUCGGCUCAGGCCAACCAGACCCACACACGCGCCGAAACGACGUACCCAUGCAGCAGCACACAAGGCCGAGUGUGCUCAAGGAAGAACCGGAGAGCAGCAGCAGUUUCGCAUCAUUCUCGGCGGGACCGGCUGCUGCCUCGGCUGCGUCAGUGUUGGCCAUCUCGACGCACGCCUCGCCUGCAUCAAGGACGCCCGCGUUGGUCGAGCGAUUCAGCCCGCGCAUGGUGGGCAAAGGCGGCCCAGCCGCUCAGCCCAGGCCCCUAGCAUGA
Molecule: messenger RNA, 3738 nt
Organism: Sporisorium graminicola
Lineage: Eukaryota; Fungi; Basidiomycota; Ustilaginomycetes; Ustilaginales; Ustilaginaceae
Exons: 1
Coding region: 1-3738 (1245 amino acids)
Biological process (GO): DNA-templated transcription; regulation of transcription by RNA polymerase II
Cellular component (GO): chromatin
Molecular function (GO): DNA-binding transcription factor activity, RNA polymerase II-specific; zinc ion binding; RNA polymerase II cis-regulatory region sequence-specific DNA binding
Source: RefSeq, a predicted model, not a curated record